This is a messenger RNA of Brassica napus (rape), 899 nucleotides long. Its product is annotated as pollen-specific leucine-rich repeat extensin-like protein 3. Bases 141 to 740 code for a protein of 199 amino acids. NCBI's taxonomy places the organism in Eukaryota, Viridiplantae, Streptophyta, Magnoliopsida, Brassicales, Brassicaceae. The record is from RefSeq and is a predicted model, not a curated record. The transcript has a single exon.
CUACUCCGGUGCUACCUCUUCCUCCACCUUCUGCGCCUCUUCCGCCACCGUUAUCUUCCUCUAUUCCAUCACCAUCCCUUCCAUUAGUAUUAUCUCCCCCACCACCACUACCUGGCGGCUCGGUUUCACAGCCACCGUUUAUGAUGACGCCAACUCCUGUAUUAGGCGGCGGUGCUCCGGGAUUCAUCGAUAUACCUCCGCCGGUGCAAGACCUCCCUCCUAUUUUACCUCCACCGGUUCAAGACCUCCCUUCAAUAUUGCCUCCACCGGUUCAAGACCUUCCUUCCAUGCUUCCUCCACCGGCUCAAGACCUUCCUUCCAUGCUUCCUCCACCGGCUCAAGACCUUCCUUCAAUGUUUCCUCCACCGGCUCAAGAGCUCCCGCCAGUUUUGCCUCCACCCGUUCAAGACUUUCCACAGAUUUUACCUCCACCGGUUCAAGAAUUUCCGCCGAUUCUACCACCACCGGUUCAAGAGUUCCCACCGGUUUUCUCAACACCACCAAUCCUACAAGAUCCACCAACAGAACCAAUAUUCUCCACGCCACCAGCUCUUGGAGAAUUACCACCGCAAGCUCCCGUCUUCACCACGCCCCCAGAAGUAACGAAUCCAUGGCUACCGCCAGAGCAACCGCCGGUUACGUCCAUACCAACCAUACCGGAAAAUCCAUAUCCAAACCCGGACAUGGGUUCAAAUCAGCUUCCUCCACCCUCUUGGGAUUCACCACCAUCUAAUCGUUAACUUUCUAUAAAAUCUUCAAAUUCUCUUCUUUUUUUUGUUAAAUGAUAAAUAUGUAACGUAAUCUACACGUAAUAAGCAGCAAUGACGCAUUGUAACAAAUCUAUGGUUAUGAUUUGCAUUUCAAUGAGUUUAUAAUCAGAUUAAGCUCAUCGUUGCCUC